CGUUUGAGCUCGGCCCGUGCUAUGCUGCGUUCUUGGUGUCUUCUUCCUUAGUAUUUGCAAAUGAAAAUGGAGGAAAUGACUUUGUCUGGCCUGGAUAACAGCAAGUUGGAGGCUGUGGCUCAUGAUAUAUAUACUGACUUGGUGGAAGACGCCUGCCUGGGCUUGUGCUUCGAGGUGCACCGGGCAGUCAAGUGUGGCUACUUCUUUCUGGAUGAGACGGACCCUGACAGCAUGAAGGACUUUGAAAUUGUGGAUCAGCCAGGGCUGGAUAUCUUCGGCCAGGUGUACAACCAGUGGAAGAACAAGGAAUGUGUUUGCCCGAACUGCAGCCGAAGCAUCGCUGCUUCGCGCUUCGCCCCACACUUGGAGAAGUGCCUCGGCAUGGGCCGGAACAGCAGCCGCAUCGCCAAUCGCAGGUGA
Messenger RNA from Gekko japonicus, 420 nucleotides. RefSeq names its product ataxin-7-like protein 3. The coding region runs from base 61 to 420 and encodes 119 amino acids. The record is from RefSeq and is a predicted model, not a curated record. Gene Ontology annotation, biological process: positive regulation of DNA-templated transcription; regulation of transcription by RNA polymerase II. NCBI's taxonomy places the organism in Eukaryota, Metazoa, Chordata, Lepidosauria, Squamata, Gekkonidae. Gene Ontology annotation, cellular component: SAGA complex; DUBm complex. The transcript is spliced from 3 exons. Gene Ontology annotation, molecular function: transcription coactivator activity.